Molecule: messenger RNA, 3547 nt
Organism: Musca domestica (house fly)
Lineage: Eukaryota; Metazoa; Arthropoda; Insecta; Diptera; Muscidae
Product: glycerophosphocholine phosphodiesterase GPCPD1
Exons: 5
Coding region: 816-2936 (706 amino acids)
Biological process (GO): glycerophospholipid catabolic process
Molecular function (GO): glycerophosphocholine phosphodiesterase activity; starch binding
Source: RefSeq, a predicted model, not a curated record
AUUAACAGCCGCCGACGAAAUUAGUUGAAUUGAAGAAAUCAAGAAAUCAAACGUGCAAUACGGCGGAUCUACAUUUAUUUUGACUGGGUUAGUGGUGUGUCAUGGGAGAUCACCCUAAUUUCACAUCGUCAUACAAAAAAGGAGAACAACAACUGCUGCAGCAGGUGUAAGACGAGAAACACUUUCAUUUUUCAAGAAACAAACUACAAACCAAAGCAGAAGGAAACAUAAAAAAUGUAUAACCUUCAAAUAUUAUAGCUAAUACAUUAGCAUUAUUUUUUUUGCUGAGGCCACAAGAAAUCGUAACAAUAACAACAAUACGUGCACGCCAAGCCCUCUCAGCCUAGGAAGUACAAUAGAAACACACGACAAACAGUGCCAUCCACAUCCACAGAACUUGCAAAAUUUUCCAGACGUACCAGAGUCAACAAAAACAACAAUACAAUACAUUGACCUUUAAAUUAUUAAAAAGACUACAAAGGUUCAGAUGUAUACUUAACAAUUUAAUUUCAUUUAUUGUUCGACAAGCUGUGUUAUAUAUAUUUUCUAACACUUCGUUUUUGAUGUCGUCUUUCAACGAAGGAGAAUUCAAUUAAGUCUCAAUUGAGGGCAUAAAUUAUCUAAAUUUUUGUCAUUUGGAAGCCUGGAAACCUAAAACAACGAACGCCCAGUAAUCGAUAGCCAAAAGUAAACAAUUAAACAAAAGAGGUCUGAGUGUGGAAAGAGGGAAAGUGAAGGAGGUCAACGGAGAUUUUACAUAUAAAUUAGUUGAAGAGACAGACCGGCGUAAGACAACAAGCAGCAGAUUUACGACAAUGGCCAAGGAUAAUCAGUGGAACUUUGUUGAUGAUGAGUCGGAGGCCUGUGAUGCCAUGCUGGCACCUCCACCAGCCCGUUCUGCCAGUGACCACCAUGCCGAACGCAUGUGGCAAUUCCAGGUUCUCAUGAAUGAUGACAUGGCUGCCGGUGAAAAGUUGGCUGUGGUGGGCAACUGUGAUGCACUGGGCAACUGGCAGCUGGGUGGCGGUGUUUUGUUGAGCAAGGAUGACGAGGAUUCGAAUGUGUGGAGUUUGGAUAUCCCAUUGCCUAGGGAUCGCACAAUUGCAUAUCGCUAUUUCAUUUGUGCUGUGGACCCGACAAGCGAAAAGCUAUUGGUACGCCGUUGGGAAACUUCUUUGGCUCUACGACAAAUAGCCAUUGAUGAACAGGGACCCCGUCGUACCGAUGCCGAUAUCUUUGGUGUUGUCAGUGAUGUUACGAAAGUGGAUCGUGGUUGGUUAUCAACGGAAACCAUUGUCCAAUUUAAGAUCUUCAAUGCCCCAUUCUCGUGGAAACAACGCAUGAAGAAACGACUCAUGUAUGUUAAAGUAACACCCAUGAAUUUGCGUAUACCAACUGGUGGUGCGGCGGCAGAUAACAACCCGCUGGCGGGAUCCAUUGCACCACUGGAGGAUUCCCUCUCCAACGAUACGCAUGACACGCGUGAGAAUGGCGGCGAUUGUGGCCUGGCAUUUUCCUUUUCUGAAGUUGUUACCCUGUCGGCCGAUGACAGUGUCAUUAGGCCACAGCCUCAAUUUGGCGCAAGAUGCGGUCCUGAUGACCUGGUUAUAUUCCAUUUGACAAUUGGUGAUUUCGAAAACACCGCCUAUUUGAUUGAUUUGUAUACGUACAGUUCCAAGGCGGAGGAAGAUGAGCCGCCCCAUCAUUUGGGCUAUCACUAUGUCCUACCCAAUUUGUUUAAAAUGUCUGAAGGUCGCUUGGAAGUGCCCAUUACAUGUGCCUCGAAACAUCGCCCAAUGGGUAUGAUGCAGUUGGGUUAUUUGCUCAUUAAACCCACACCCUCUCUCAAUAUGGAUAUGUCGGUUUCGUAUACACGUUAUUGGAACAAAAAAUGGACCGGUUUGGAUGUGGGUCAUCGUGGUUCGGGUACCUCAUUCAAAACCAACGAUAUGUCGAUCAGGGAAAACACAAUUACCUCGCUGAAAAAUGCCGCAGCCCAAGGUGCCGAUAUGGUGGAGUUUGAUGUGCAGUUGAGCAAAGAUUUAGUGCCUGUUGUUUAUCAUGAUUUUAUGAUUUAUGUUUCGCUCAAGUCCAAAUGUAAAAUGGAAGAACAUGAUUUUCUUGCCCUACCGGUGCGUGAGCUGUCACUGCAACAAUUGAAAAAUCUUAAAGUCUAUCAUACGACGGAGGGAAAAUCACGUUCUUCGCGUUCAUUUCAAGAUGAAGAUUUGCAGGAACAUCAGCCGUUCCCACCUCUGGCAGAUGUUCUCGAUGCCAUUGAUCCUCAUGUGGGCUUUAACAUUGAGGUGAAAUGGUCGCAACGUUUGCAUGAUGGCACCAUGGAGGAGGAAUUUGAACAUAUAAUCGAUCGUAAUCUAUAUGUGGACUGUAUUUUGGAUGUGGUAUUUCGGAAGGCUGGCAAGCGUCGUGUGGUGUUCUCAUGUUUCGAUCCCGAUAUUUGUACAAUGUUGCGUUUCAAACAGAAUCGUUAUCCGGUUAUGUUUUUGACCAUUGGCGUCACCGAAAAAUAUCAGAAGUACAUGGAUCCUCGUGGAAAUCGUAUCGAGACUGCUGUUUUCAAUUCUUUGGCUAUGGAAUUGUUGGGUAUUGUGGCCCAUACGGAAGAUUUACUCAGGGACCCGUCACAGGUAAAUCUAGCAAAGGAACGAGGUCUGGUUGUAUUCUGCUGGGGCGAAGAAAAUAAUUGCAAAGACACGAUUAAGCUAUUGAAAAAUUUGGGUCUACAUGCGAUUAUUUAUGACAAAAUGGAUGUGUUGACUUCCAAGGAGAUAAAGCAAAGUGUUUUCCUGCUGCAGGCCAAGGAAAGUCAAAACGAACUGUUAAAACUACAAGCCUUAGAAAUGGGCAAAGUAUGGCACACAACAUCAUCACCAUCAUCUGCGUCCUCGUCGUCGUCCUCAUCAUCGCCAAACUAAUUUUAGAAAAGCAUUUUGUUUUUUGUUUUCUUUUUUUCUCUAAACUAAUGAUAAUUAGCUGAAGUAAUCAGUUUUGUAAUUUAAAAUAAUAGCAGAUUAAUAUUUCAUAGAUUUUUUUACAUUAAACAAUAACAAUCUACAUACACUCCAAACAAUAAUUGAUAGACACAAAGAAUCUGCUGUACAAAAUCAUACAAAAAUUGGAUGCAAAUGAAAAUUGAAUGUAUUUAUUGACGAAGGCUACUGUGCGAUAUAGUGAAAUCGACUACCAUUGUAUAAAUGUCAUAGGGCAGUUGUCUUGAGUCAUUUGCAUAGAAUUUAUAAAGAUAUCUUUGAUUUGUCUUAUGAUUUUGCUAACCAAAAAAAAGGAACUCUUUAAUUGUAUAAAAUCAAAUAAUGUAUUCAUAACUUAAACAAUCACAUACAAACAUGUACACACAUUUUUUUAUUUUCCUCCUCCUCUAUUUAUAAUAUUUGUUUUUAAAUAUUUUUUAUAGAAUUUUUUUCCUGAUAUAUUUGUUUUGUAUUUCUUUAGCCGGAAAUUUUACUAUCAAUACAAAUAAAUGUUUUUUUUUUUGUUUUUUUCAUCAACUACAAUUUGGCAAUGUAAA